Messenger RNA from Branchiostoma floridae (Florida lancelet), 1814 nucleotides. Its product is annotated as protein N-terminal glutamine amidohydrolase-like. The transcript is spliced from 6 exons. Gene Ontology annotation, cellular component: cytosol; nucleus. The coding region runs from base 59 to 691 and encodes 210 amino acids. The record is from RefSeq and is a predicted model, not a curated record. NCBI's taxonomy places the organism in Eukaryota, Metazoa, Chordata, Leptocardii, Amphioxiformes, Branchiostomatidae. Gene Ontology annotation, molecular function: protein-N-terminal asparagine amidohydrolase activity; protein-N-terminal glutamine amidohydrolase activity.
CGAUUCAGGCAACAAAUCUGCUUUAGUAGCCACCAUUAAGGUCAAAGGUUAAAACAAAAUGGCAGCCGCUCCUGAAAGAAUUUUGCCGACGAGUGAAGAAUGUGUCUAUACGGCUUGUUAUUGUGAGGAGAAUAUCUACAAGUUAUGUGAGUGGAUCCGAGACAACACUUCUCACCUUCAGGAGUUCUAUGUGGUCUUCAUCUCCAAUGCUGCCCAACAGGUUCCUUUGUGGAUGCAGAGAGCAGGUAGACAAUAUGGCCCUGGAAAGCCUGUGGUGUGGGACUACCAUGUUGUCCUCCUACACCAGAGAGAGGGGCAGCAGACUGAUGUGUAUGAUCUAGACUCCAUGUUGCCUUUCCCUUGCAACUUCUCCCGGUACUGCACUGCUACCUUCCAUAGUGAUGAAGAGCUCAGGCCUCAGUUCCACAGGAAGUUCCGUGUGGUUCCUGCCUCAGACUACCUGCUGAUCUUUGCCUCGGACAGGUCUCACAUGAGGGUUGCUGGGGGUUGGAUGUCUCCUCCACCCGAGUACCCCUGUAUCCAGACUGAUCAGAGUGCUAUGAAUCUGCCGAUGUUCAUCGACAUGAGUCCCAACACUUUUGUUGGAGAAAUUCUCAACCUCAAAACUUUCAGACUUCGCUUUCGGACACCAACGGUGGAGGAACAAGCCCUGGCCCCAGAUCCUAGUUAAUGUGUCUAAUGUAGCCAUGCUAAUGUGUGCAUUGUGCUUGGGAUUCACCGAUAGGAUGUCUGCAUGUGAUGUCACGGAGGCCGUGCUGAUUGGUUAAGCCUGGAAGAGUCAGUAAAUUUGAAAUGCCAUGAUUGUAAUUACAAGUUACAGCAAAUCUUGGAACUUUCCCAGGGAUUUUAUCUUUGCAGUUUUUAUGGUUACCUUUCCAUUACUGAUUCAUGACACCAUUACAAUGUCUCCCUUGUAUGACUACUGUGCCACAGAAUUGUUUAAACCGCAAUUUUGAAGUACCAAAAAACCUCCUUUUCCUAUCUCAAAAUAAAACCACUACAAAAGUAACUGAAUUUACAGUACAUUGUAUUCAGAUUACAUGGCAUCUUCCAGCUGUAGCUAUCCAACAUGACAGACAGUAUGUAGACUAGUAUAACAUCAGCACAUACAUCUGAUAUUGAUAGUAUAUUCUCAUGAUACUCAAUAAGAAUACCCUUUUUGGUGUAUCAACUGAAUACCUCCAGACCAAUAUUUGCAUGGGUGUAUGAAACAUUAGAUGUAGAUUAUACCACAAGUACUGUGACAAACUGAUAAGUGUUUAGAAAUACAAGUUCAACUAAUGCUAUAAUAUAUAUACUAUUUCCUUGUGCAACAUUUUAGUUCUUUAUCAGGGCAUUGUAAAUAGGUGUUUUUUCUGCAUGUAAGUUUGUUUUGAAUAACAAACUGUUAAAUGCUUAGUCACCUUCACCUAUGAUAUUUUUGUCAUAGAUUUUCAAUAAAGCUAUGAAAGAAUUGACCACUGAUUAGAAUCUGUCUUUUCUUAAUGCCCUCAUUUUUCUGUCGACAUGUCAUGAGACAAAUGUGACCACAACCUCACUGACACUUUCUGGAAAUUAUAAUCUGAAUAGUGUGGCAUAAAAGGUCCAUACAUCCCAUACUAUAGGUAGGUCAAGGAAAUAUUCAGUCUCAAAUCUCACAACAUUGCCAUUUUUCUUCCAACCUGUUGUCCUAUAUAGAUUACUACUAUACCGCACCAUAGUAUAUAUUGCUGUUUGUGUGAUUAUUCAUGGCAUACUUUGUCAGUGGUAAAUGUGAUGUAUUGUGAAUCAAGUAAUAAAGAUCAAUGCCUGUC